Planococcus citri (citrus mealybug) is the source of this 6588-nucleotide messenger RNA. It is a transcript of the gene grh, whose product is annotated as grainy head. Lineage: Eukaryota; Metazoa; Arthropoda; Insecta; Hemiptera; Pseudococcidae. Gene Ontology annotation, cellular component: nucleus. Gene Ontology annotation, biological process: regulation of transcription by RNA polymerase II. The transcript is spliced from 16 exons. Gene Ontology annotation, molecular function: RNA polymerase II cis-regulatory region sequence-specific DNA binding; DNA-binding transcription activator activity, RNA polymerase II-specific. The record is from RefSeq and is a predicted model, not a curated record. The coding region runs from base 1734 to 4322 and encodes 862 amino acids.
UUUUAAAGCAUAGGCAUUUUUCUUUCAUGCAAAAAUCGAGUGGACUGUGGACAUGCUGUGAAAUAAUUGGCUAUUUAAAAAAAAAAAAAUUCAAUGUAAUUUCCUGAUGUGGCUACUUCAAAAAGUAGAUGUUUCGUUGUUCUGUUUGAGAAUAAAUGACGCAAUUCAAUUUGAAGAAGUUCAUUAAUAAGUUAUAAAAAAAUUGAAAAAAUGCGUAGGUAAUAAAAAAAAAUUGCCUCGAGUAUUUAAUUGUUGAAAAAAAUGGUUAGGUAUUAAUUUCUUUCAAAAAAUACCUAGGUGUUGAGUAAGGGGAGAGGAAGGUGUUGAUUAAAGAAAUCUAAGUUGAAAAAAGUCCAGAAAAUGCUUCGCUUUGAAAAAAUAUUCAGCCUGUGUCUCGACUCUUUCCGUUCCCUUCCCCUCCUUUCCCAAUCUAAAGUAAAACAAACUACAUCGCGAUGAAAAAAAAUUGAAACAAAAAAUCAAUUCGUCUCGAAUUUUAACCUACAAAACACACCACGUCGUCUUCGAUUCAGCAUCUCGAAAAAUGAUACCUAAAAAAACCUCCCAAUCCGAACAUUUUUUAGCCUACGAAAAAUACUUAACGAAUGACCAAUGAAAAAAAAAAUCCAUCAACGAUACCGACCUUUCAAAGACGAUCACAGACAGACGAAGAGAAAAACUCACGAAACUCGCCAACCCCUCUUCCACACCUUUCCCAUACCCGUGGGCAGAAAAAAAAAUAUUAACCCAUAAACGACGAAGAAAGAGUGAAAAGUGAAAAAAAGUACCGAAAAAGAAACACGACCAGACGCUGCAGCGCCUUAAGUAUGUAUCGCUCUUGUUAAAAAAUAUUUCGAGACUCGAGAGCGAGCUCGGUACAUGCGCGUUUUAAAAAGUACUGCUGGGUCCAACAACUACAACAGCACACAAACAGAAGUGCGAGGGGAUCGUAAAGUAAAAAAAAAAAAGAAAAAGAAAAGAGAAAAAAGUACCUACGUACAUAUAAGAAUAGAGAGAAGUACCGCGCGCACGUUUCUGCCGCGAACCGAAUACCCAGGUGAGGCGAGCAGAAGGGGCGAAGGGAUUAAAAAGAGACAGAAAGUGGAAGAAGGCAAAGGAAAAAAUACAGUAGGGGAAGUGGUAGGUCUCACCUGAGAUUCGAGGAAUAAGAGGCAGCAAAUACGAAAAGCGAACUCUUGAACGAUAAGCCAAAGUAAGGAAAUAAGGCGGACCUGUACCUCUUCUCACAUCUAGAACCGGCUUCUUCCAGUACAGGUGUCGCAGCUACCUGAAGAAAUACCGCGAAAUUAAAAAUAUUCCUUAUCAGUGUGUAGUUCGCGUUAUAUGUUGAACUGAACCCAGUAACCUUGGUUAGAACGUUUACCUUAUAUAUUUUUUUUUCGCCUAUUUUUCGAGUUUUUUCGAGUUUAUUUUUUCGGUGGUUUUAGAUAAUUUUUUUCUUCUUUUGCGAGCUUGUGUUUCUAUUCGGAUUCUUUUAUUUUGAAAAGUUCGACUUCGAUUCGCGAUUUCUUUUUUGUGAAUUCGGUAUGUGAAUCGUGUUUUUUUUCUGACAUUGUGAUUUUUUUUUGUUCACGAAAGUUGUGCUAUUACUGGAUUUUAUAUCUAUGGAUUUAAUUAUUGGGAUGUGUUAAAACAGCGAAGGAGAUUACAGGAAACGGGAAGGAAAUUCUGGAGAACAAAAUCCGAAAUCCAGCCCGGCUAGGGACGGGCGUAUGGCUGAAUUGCCGAGUAGUCAACCAGGGGGUAGCAACGGCGGUACGAGUAGCGUGGAAGAUAGCCAGAAUUGGAGAGCGUAUUAUGAGCACCCUCUGACUGCAGCUACCAGCGCCAUGCUGAAUAUUAGCGGUGCCAAUGCCGAAGAACAACCCCCGCCGCCUAAUUCUAUGAACUUUAAUUUAUACGAAUACACGUACAAAGUGCCAACACAACUUUCAACCGAAAAAGAUAAACUUUCUGAUUUACCGUGGCCGACGACGUCAGCAAACGGUGGAGCUGUUAGUCCGGCGACCUUACUUUCGGGCCAGCUAAAAGGUCCAAAUGGUGUGAUAAGCAGCAGCGGCUUGGAAAUCAACCCGAACCAGUUGAGCGAUUUGGGCCUGUUCUUGCACCAUCAACCUCAAAUCAAACGCGAACCCGAAGAUCUCAGUCAUCAUAGGAAUAAGAACGCGGUCGAUGCGUCCAAAGGUCGGCCAAAAGUCGUGCUCGUUGCUCCGGGCAGCAGUUCGUCCGAAUUAGUCGUCGACGUCGUGAAUAAUAACGCUUCGAUCAAAGAAGAAUUCAUACAAUCGCCGCAGCACGGCAGCAGAUCGAUAAACGGCACGCCGUCGUCGACUUCUUCCAUAAUCACCAGCGACAUCAACCCUUCAGCGCCCAUCGAACUCAUCACUACAGACGGUUUGAAACCGGCCACCAUGUACAGCGGCCAUAUAUUCGCCACGAUGCCCAACCAACCCCAUUCGGGGAGCGGUUCACCCUCGCCCAACACCUACGCCGAUCACAACCAGUACACGUCUUCGACAGCCCUGGCCACCGCUACCGGAUACAUCACGACGCCUGCCGGCCGAACCUCAGCUUUCGUAGAUCCUUACUACAGAGAGUACUUCGGAUCGGAUCAAGGCCCUUAUACGACGCAGGUUAGGCAACAAGUCGCAUACGCCGAUAAUACCGAGAAUAAUACCAGCGCCGUGGCGACCGCCUCGUUCGUCGAACGAUAUGUUAGACAGUCUUCCGCUUAUCAUAACAAUAAAGGUGUCAUUUCCGCCGCCGGCCUCACCGUAGAUCUCCCUUCGCCCGAUAGCGGAAUUGGAGCUGAUACUAUUACGCCUAGAGAUCAAACCGCUAUUCAACAGUCAUUUGAUUAUGCAGAAAUGUGUCAAACACCGUUACUGGGCGAUCCUGCUGGUGGCCGGACAUCAGUCGGGUCGGCAGGACAUUCUCCAGCUUCGGCGACCGGGCCCCCUAGUAGAUCUCGACCGUGGCACGAUUUUGGUAGACAAAACGACGCCGAUAAAAUUCAGAUACCUAAAUUAUUUUCGCAAUACGGUUUUCGUUAUCAUUUAGAAACCGCGAUCUCUACCAAUCAAAGAAGAGAAGACGACAGAGUAACGUAUAUUAACAAAGGCCAAUUCUACGGCAUUACCAUGGAAUACGUACCAGAUCCGGAUAAACCGCUCAAAGCACAAACUGUUAAGAGUAUUGUUAUGUUGAUGUUCAGAGAAGAAAAAAGUCCCGAAGAUGAGAUCAAAGCGUGGCAAUUUUGGCACGGCAGACAGCACAGCGUAAAACAAAGGAUAUUAGAUGCCGAUACGAAAAACAGUUGCGGCCUAGUGGGAUGCAUAGAGGAAGUAGCCCACAACGCGAUCGCCGUCUAUUGGAAUCCGUUGGAAAGUCCUGCCAAGAUUAAUAUCGCGGUCCAAUGCCUAAGCACGGAUUUCAGCAGUCAAAAAGGAGUGAAAGGGUUACCGCUACAUUUGCAAAUAGAUACGUAUGAAGAUCCAAGAGAGGGUCCGGUUUACCAUAGAGGAUAUUGUCAAAUUAAAGUAUUCUGCGAUAAGGGAGCCGAAAGAAAAACCAGAGAUGAAGAAAGAAGAGCAGCCAAACGCAAGAUGACCGCUACAGGACGUAAAAAAAUGGACGAAUUGUAUCACCAGCCUUGCGAAAGAUCCGAAUUCUACUGCAUGGCUGAUCUCGCUAAACCACCAGUAUUAUUUACCCCAGCUGAAGAUAUCGAUAAGCUAACGUCGAUGGAACUUCAAGGAUUCUACGGUCACGAAACGGACGCAUCAAGUUUAUCAAACGGCGAAACUGGCUCGCUAAAACACGCUUCACCAUUUCUCAUCCAUUCGGGCGCUAAAAGUUCGACUCCCGGACCUCAAACGUUAAAGUUUCAUAAUCACUUUCCUCCAGAUACUCACAAUGAUAAGAAAGAUCACAUGGACAGCGGUCUAACCACAGACGGUACCGUGUUCUCGAGUCCGCCGCCGAUGAAAAGAGCCAAAAUGAUACCACCUACCAACGAAAGAGUCAUGUUAUACGUAAGGCAAGACAACGAGGACGUAUACACUCCUCUGCAUGUUGCACCUCCAACCACUCAAGGAUUACUCAAUGCUAUUCAAUCUAAGUACAAAAUAACCUCCUCAAGUAUUAGUAACUUGUUUCGAAAAAACAAACAGGGGAUUACGGCCAAAAUUGACGACGAAAUGCUAAAAUAUUACUGUAACGAAGAUAUCUUCCUACUAGAGGUGCGACAAUCGAAAGAUGACAUGCUGGAUAUAUUUUUGAUCGAGUUAAUGGAUAAUUAAGUAAUGUAAAGGUUAAGUUUUACCAUGACAUUUUAAUUUAUAAAGGCCAACCUGUUGCUUUUAUUAUUAUUUUUUUUAUAUAUAUUUAUGUAAAUUUCUAUUUUUUUUUCUCUUUUGUAAUAUCUGGUCAUCUAUGUAAGUGUAUUAUUGUUUUAUGGAACGCUGGAAUCGUUCCGCGAGAUGCUCGUAAGGGUGCAUUUUUAAUUUUUUUUCUUUUGUUUUAAUAUUAUUUUUUUUUUGGAAAUCAACGACAGAUAAGUUAUCAGUGUUCAAUCAACUUUCAUAUUGUUAGCUCGGUUAUUAGAAGAUAUCAAGGUUUUUUUUUUCUCUCGUGGCAAAAUUUAUAAUAUUGGGGGUUAGAAAAUAUUAAAUUAUUGGAAAGAAUACUGCAUCGACGUUGUGUUCAUUGUAAGUGGCAUAAUGAUGGGAAAGUGAAAUCAAAAUUAUGUUAAUUUUUAAAAUGCUCAAUUGUGUAAUUUAUAAGAGUUUUGAAGGUUUUAUUUUUUUAUUGUUUGUUUGUUUUUAUUGUAUUUUUUAGCCUCUCUAUUUCUUUUUUCCCCUCUCUCUAUCCUCCCUCUCUAUCUCUAUCUGUUUUUUUAAAUAUUUGUAUAGAGUUGUCUAUGUAGAGCCCAGUGCGCGGUUUCUUUUGCUUUUUUAUUUUGUGGACUGGUUAUUAUACUAUUUUAAAUGGAAUUUGACGAACAAAUGCGUAAUACUCCAGUUUGUUAUCAUGUUUUAUUGUUUUAUUUUGUCGAAUCAAAAUUAUUGACUAAGAUCGUUUUCUAUCUCUCUCUCUCUAUCUAUCUUUCUCUCUCUCUCUCUUUUAAAUUUUAGUUUUAUAUCUCAAUUCUCUUUUAGAGCGUAAGGUAUUGAUAGAGUUUUUUUUCGCGGCAUAGCAUCUAAGAUGAGGCGAGUCCUGUAUAUAUCAGUGAUUAUGUAAAUUCUUCUCUUUUGUUUUUAUUUAAUACGUUACUUGCCAUUUCAAGUUAUAAUUGUUAAAGUAAUAUCAUUAUAAUUAACGUUGUAAGUUAUGCUAUUCUGUUUGUAUAAUGAUGCUAAACUUAAUAGUAUUAUAAAUCUACAAGUGAAAAGUUAAUAAAGGAAUUUGAUGGAUAAAAAAUAGGGCAGUGUUUUUGAUUUUUUUUUUCAUUAUUUUUUUUGUAUUUCAAUGUGUGGAAAAGUAAGUAUAGGAUAGGAGCAUUCCUGCUUUAUCAAUGUUAUCGGUUUGGGUCGAGAUAAACAGAUUUCAAAACAUUCAUGUACCUUAUAAAGUCAUUUGGGAGUUUCAUAGUUGGAAAGAAAUCAAUUUUUUUUCUCAUUUGCUGGUAUUUGAUGAUUUUUUUUUUGAGAAUGCGCGGUAAUUACGUACUUUGAAUUUAUGAAUUCUCUUCGAGUUUAUAAAGUUAUCAUUUUCACGAGCUUAUGUGUUACUUUUCUCGUCGACUUGUGCGUCGAAGCGGACAGACUUGUCGAGAACAUCCGUUAUACUGCAAAGCAAUCGUUAUCUCAAAACAGGAGGCAACCGAAGAGGAAAAAAGAUGGAGAUUCCAUAUCGAAUAAUAAAGAUCAUUUCCAAUCGAAAGUAGUCGUCGUGUGCGCCAUAGGCGACUACGAGGUCGAGUUCAACCCAGCUGCGAAAGUCGAACAGAUGAGCGAAAUUGCAGACGGUAAAGCCAAGAAAGAGGUAAAAAAGAUCACCGUAGAUAUGGCCAAUAAUACAGCAGUCGACGAAGACGCUUGCCGGAAACAAAUACGGGAGCGUAAAGAAAAAUGGAAGUAUUUUUUAGAAAAUCCACCAUCGGAAAGGAUUGCUAGGCUUAAGUCUCGCGUUGAAAAUGCGAAUAAUCAGUUUACCUUGGAGGAAUUUUGCCAAUCUGUGGCAAUACUUUACCAGCGGAUGAAAGAUGAUCUCGAUUUGGAGACGAAAGAAUUAGCGAAAUCUUCAGAUAAUCCUAUAUCGAAGUAUAGCAGAACGAAUUUCGUGAUACCAUUUUUAUUGGAAGAUUAUCCGGGUGAGAUUAGUAAAGUGACUGAGGAGCUGAUAAUGAAAGAGUUACAAAAAACGAAUAGUUGAUUACUUUUUUUAAUUUAGUGUGCGAUGAAAAAAAUGUGGAUUUUGAUUGCUCUCUUGGUUGGGAAAAAUAUUUUUCGGGAGAUAUUUAUUUGUAAUUAAAUUUGACUGAAUAUUUUAGAAUAAUAUUUUGAUUAAAAAAUAUACCUACGUGUUUUGAACUGUUGAAUAAUAAAUUAAAUAUCUUGAUCAAUA